Molecule: messenger RNA, 3019 nt
Organism: Notolabrus celidotus (New Zealand spotty)
Lineage: Eukaryota; Metazoa; Chordata; Actinopteri; Labriformes; Labridae
Product: putative methyltransferase NSUN7
Exons: 13
Coding region: 366-2675 (769 amino acids)
Molecular function (GO): methyltransferase activity
Source: RefSeq, a predicted model, not a curated record
AUCCAAAGUGCUCCACAAUGUUGACGAAAGAAAGUUUGUUUUCAAGUGGACACACAACCCUGUGUAUCUUAUAAAGGUGGUUUAAUAAAUCAACGAUAAAGAGCCUCAGGGGCAGGACUGGUGGGCAGCAGGAACAACAUCAGUGGAGAAACGCCCCUCGUCUCCGAACAGACACAGAUUUAUUGUGGGGAGUUUAUUGGCAGUCAAAAGUUUUCUUCGAGUCAAGGUUAAUAUAACCACCAGCAGCACCUUUAAACGACAGGCUUACACCAUGAAGAAGGGUCCCGUUUAGGAGAGAGCUGGACUCUGGAAAAACAACACUGUCUUCUCUGAAGCUCUCUGUGAGAAAACACAUCUCUCAGAAUAUGGUGAGAAAUAAAAAUACAGAUGGACGCCACAAUCGCUCCUCCGUGGGUAAGACAAAAAAGACUGGCUUCCCGAGUGCAAACAGUGAAGAGCAGACUCCUCUUGAUACCCCAGCAGGCAAGGACUGUCCUGCUGCUUCUGCAGACCGCCAGACCACCGCUGAAGGUCAGCUGGGUUUUCCAGACAGAGUUUACCUGCUGGCAUCUAUCAUCUUCCAAAAUCACCACCUGGAAAAGCCUCCUGCCCAGCGGUUGGUGAAUUAUGGCAAAGAGAGAGGGCUUCCAGUACCAGCAGUCAAAGAUGAGGAGACGCAACGUACAGCUUAUGAGCUUGCCUUUAAUACACUCAAAUAUCAAGAGCUGCUGGAGGACAUCAUGAUUGACAGCUGCCUUUUCCUAUCACAGCAAAUGCCAGAUGAUCAGAUGAGCCUUGUUGCCGUUAUGCUCUACGACUUCCAGGACAGAAAGUUCCUCCCUAGUGAAUGCCAGGUGAAGGAUGAACUCAUACAGGAAGUAAGAGAUGUGGAGAAGUACCUCCUCAGGAGUAAAACAAAGCUGGCAGCCUCUCUGGCCCGCUGCAGGAUCAAACAUGAUCUAGUGUCCAUCGAACGUAUUCUGCCAGAGAGUGUGAAGAAGAAACAGGAGAGAUCGAGCAACCUUCCACUUUACGCAUGGGUAAACACACAGAAGAGCAGUCUCAAUGAGGUCCAAAGUGUGCUGAAGACAGCAGGCUUCUCACAGGUGGAAUCGAUUGGGCAGCUGGAGGGCCGGACCUUCUGCCAGGAUCCCCACUGCGGGGAUGUACUGGUAUUCCCUGCUCAGCUGAGGGCUCAGCUGUACUCCACCGAGCUGCUUAGCAACCACAAACUCAUCAUCCAGGAUAAAUCUUGCAGCCUCGGCCCAAAUGCAGUGUGUUCCCUGCUAACAGAGGAAGGAGAUGUUCUGAUGGUGGGAUGCUUCUCCAGCCUAACUGUCUCCCACACUGCUUCCCUCAUUAUCAACAAACAUCAAGCCAACUGCAGUGUCCAAGGUCCCACCGUCUACGUUUGUGUCAGCGACCGCACAAACGCUCAGAGGGAGGAGCUACAUCAGGCCGUCACUGCCAUGGGCUGCAAGAAUGUGAAGCUGAUACCAGAAGACUUCCACUCUGUAGACGGAGGUGAUAAACGACUUCAGAAGGUGCGCAUCAUCCUGUUGACCCCCAAGUGUUCUGUGUCUGCAGUCAGCAACCCAGUCGACUUCAUACUGCAAGAGAACGGAGACACAGACCUUCUGCAGGACUUAUCCCAGGACUCCAUUGCCCAAAGCAAACUGGAAGCUCUGGUAGCCCAGCAGAGGAAGGAUAUUGAUCAUUCCUUGAAGUUUCCUAAGGUUUCUGCAGUAAUUUACUCCACCUGCUCGUCAUACCCUGAUGAAAAUGAGGUGGUGGUGAACAGAGCCCUGGAGCAAGCCAAGGCCUGCUCUGAGCAGGAGGGAGAACCAAGACAAGCAACCUUCAGGAUCAGUCCAUCUCCAUUCAGCAAUCUAGACCAUGCCGAGGCCCUACAGGAAACAAACCCCUUCUUAAUGUUGGAGCCUUCAGCACAUAGCAAUGGUUGCUUUCUGGCUGUUCUCAGCAAAGAGCCAGAGCCAGUGGUUAAAGAGGCGCCACAAGAAGUGCUUCGAAGGGCAAAUGCCAAAGGCAUAUUAGAUAGGAUCGGCUUAAAGCAGCCUACCAGAAAAGAGCAUCACGGACAUACUAACAGGAUGAUCAAAACAACCAACGCUUGCAACUCGACACCCAACAUUGCUGUCAGUCUGCAAUCGAAAAAGAAGGAGACCAAGGGCAGCAGCAGUUCUACUUUAUGUGGACGUCAGGAGUUCACUAAUUGGCGGCCGUCAUUACAAGGAAGAGUCAAGGCACAGGCUUCAAAGAACUCAACAUCCAGCCCCUUCCCCUCUUCCAAACCAGAAAGCAACAGCUCCCCCUCCUUAUCCAAAGUAGAAAACAUCUCAUUAAAGAAAACCAUUGUGCCUGUAUUCAAGACUUCAACUUCCACCACCCCUCUGCAUCUGGCCCCUCCCCCUGCCCCCCCACCGGCCAUGGUUAUCCGCCCACGUAAAGCUCAACAGGAGGUGCUGAAGCCUGUUGUGCUCGUCUUUCCUCCCGUUCACUUCCCCAGCUUCUUCCCACCUCAGCACAGCCGAACAGAAUACAGCCACAGCUUCGAAAACCGCAAGUGGAGAACCCCAACUCAAACUAUGCCCCCUUCCCGCUCCAGUGGAAACAAUCCCAAGGAUGCUUUGGCUAAAUCUCAACCUUUUUUUUGAAUCCCAACACCGACAUCAUAUAAACUUUUGUGCCAAAUGGUUACCCAAAUAAAACCCGAAGCAACUAAAUCUUCAUUCUGGAAUGUGGACAUUAUUAUAGAAGUGCCACAUUGCACAGAGCAUGUGAUAAUGUAAGUUACCUUUGAGGUUUCUUGAGCCAUUCUUACCCGGAACUAUCACAAUGUCAUUAUCACAGAGUCUCGGUGCGCUGCCUCAGCCAGAAUCUAAUCAAACUGCAUUUACUCAAAGGGCUGGGCCAAUGUCACUUCAAUGUCAGUAUUAUGAAAAAUAGCUUUUACAUGGGGUUCCACUUGCCUGCAACAUUAAAAGGACAUAUUCAAGAA